Molecule: messenger RNA, 305 nt
Organism: Paramecium octaurelia
Lineage: Eukaryota; Ciliophora; Oligohymenophorea; Peniculida; Parameciidae
Source: the annotation of a GenBank genome assembly
AUGACCUCAUGUUAUUCAGUUGAAAGUUGAGAGAACAUAUUGCUAAGAUCAUCUUGCAUUGAUAGAUACAACAUACUAAUUUUAUCAAUCAGAAUAGCAUUCUGCUGACUCUCCACCUGAAAAUGCUGAGAUCUAAACAAUUUUGGAUUUUGAUGACACACCUACUCCAAUUACUCUAAGUCAAAAGUCUCAUCCUCUGAUUCCACAAACACCAUCAUAUUCCUACUCGAUUUACAGUGAUUGCUUAUUAAUUCAGCAAUCCUCAUUUGAUCCUUCACUUUGAGCAAUCUCGAUCGUGUCUUACC